AGACCAUGUCCGCCGUCAGCCGGCCGCAGUCCGUGGUGUCCUUAUAUCAACUCAAUAUUCAAUGAAAUAGAAUUAUUCCUGGGCCUGGAGAAUGGCCAGCUCGGGUGCAGUUCAGGUGAAGCUGGAGCUCGGCCACCGCGCUCAGGUCCGCAAGAAACCCACCGCGGAGGGCUUCACUCACGACUGGAUGGUGUUCGUCCGCGGGCCGGAGCACACCAACAUCCAGCACUUUGUGGAGAAAGUGGUCUUUCAUCUGCACGAAAGUUUCCCUAAACCAAAAAGAGUGUGCAAGGAUCCACCAUAUAAAGUGGAGGAGUCUGGAUACGCCGGCUUCAUCCUGCCUAUUGAAGUUUACUUCAAAAACAAGGAGGAGCCAAAAAAGGUGCGCUUUGACUACGAUCUGUUCCUGCACUUGGAGGGUCACCCCCCUGUCAAUCACCUUCGCUGUGAGAAGCUAACCUUCAAUAACCCCACAGAGGAGUUCCGCAGAAAGCUGCUCAAGGCCGGAGGGCAACGAGAUCCUCACAAAAGAAGUUCGGAGGACUCUAAAGUAAUGGUCAUGCAAGAGGGCUCUACAUCUCUAUUUGGUCAGCACUUGAAGCUGCCCACUUUACCUAGCAGCUCACUGACACUCUUUUCCGAUGGCAAAAAGAACAAGUCCUUUCCCAGUUCCAAGGACGGGUCCAAAAGCAGCAGUGCCCUCACCAUCACCACCACCACCAACAGCAUCAGCAGCAGCUCUCUCAAGCUGCCAAAGCCAUCUAAGGAACACAAAGACAAGCCUUCCAAAGACUCGAAAGAGUCCAAAAGUGCCUUUAGAGACUCCAGCAGGGACUCUGGCAAAGUCUCCAAAGACUCGCUGAAAAAACCCAAAGAGAACCAGCCGCUACGGGAUGAACAGUCCAUCCCUAAGAUGGGUUUUAAAGAGCCCAAAGCCAUGUCUAAAGAACACCGACCUACUGAGGUUAGUUUCUCAAGCUUGGGUCACAAUAAACGGAGGCCCGUGUUGGAUGAAGACAGCCAUGGUACCAAAAAAAGGAAAAGUGGGUUUUCUGAGUCAUCGCAGAAGCUGCAGGCCGGGUCAAACUUGCUUCAGCAUCACCACUUGGAUAAAAAGGUUGUAAAGGACAAAUCGCAAGUCCAGCAUGCUAAGUUACGGAAUAACGAGCUGCCUGACAGGAGGAAGGUAUCCACGUUGCCUCCUUUUCAGGAUGUCGUGGACCCAAAUGACUCGGACAUGGAUGAUAACAUUUCUAAUAAAUCUGAUUCAGAGCAGCCCAGUCCAGCCAGCUCGAGCUCCAGUACAAGUUCAGGCUACAGACCCACACAUAAGCGACAAGUGCUGGGUCCUUUACAGACGGUAAUUCCAGAUUUGCACUCAGAUGAUCAUGAAGAUGAGUCAGAGGAGGAUGAGGAUAAUGACAUGGACUCAGACAUGGAGCGACCUCUACAUACACACAUGACUCAUCGCCAUCGCAGGGUGAGUCUGAGUGAUGGUAGUGAAAGUGAGAAUAGCUUCACCUCAUCACCCCUCCAUCAUAAUGAAGUGCCGCCUCUCCUGAAGUCCAGCAAUAACCAGAUCCUAGAUGUAAAGAGUCCCAUACGGCAUGGAAAAGUUGACAAGAACAAGAACAUUGAUUGUGACAAGGCUUACUUGGAUGAAUUGGUGGAGCUCCACAGAAGACUGAUGGCACUGAGAGAGAGACACAUAUUGCAGCAGAUUGUAAACCUAAUCGAAGAAACUGGACAUUUUCACAUCACAAACACAACCUUUGACUUUGACCUUUGCUCGCUGGACAAAACAACCGUUCGAAAGCUGCAGAGCUACCUGGAAACCACUGGAGCAUCUUGAAGACCAAUGCAGCUAGCUGCCGAGAGCAGCGAAACCAGACCUUCUGAUUGUGCUCGUCCUCCUUUUGCUCUCAGUCAACUUGUGUGGCAUUGUUUUGGAUCAGCUCUAUCUAAAGGAGCUCAUUUCUUCGCUGUUGUGCCUCAGAGACGGACGUCAGAUUUUUCCUGUCCAGCAGGAUUUCACCUGAAAAGCCUUGAAAAGUCCACCAUUGCCAAAAAAGGGAAUCUCAAUAUAAUUUAUGCGGCAAAAAAAACCAAUGAGCAUAUUGUUACUAUGUAUGAAUGAGGUUUUGUUCUUUUGUAUGUGAUGAAUGUGUGUCCACACUGCCUUACACCAUUGUCUAUUUAUUAAGUUCAAGUUGAAAUUGUGUGGCUGUAAGAGCAAAUAUUAAACUUGUGCAGGAACUUGGAGCUGAUAAUCUUAUUGGUGCUUUAGAUUUGCUCACCAAAUCUAACAAUGACAUCUAUUUCUCAGUGUGAUAGGAAAAAAAAUCA
Molecule: messenger RNA, 2346 nt
Organism: Trichomycterus rosablanca
Lineage: Eukaryota; Metazoa; Chordata; Actinopteri; Siluriformes; Trichomycteridae
Gene: mllt3
Product: MLLT3 super elongation complex subunit
Exons: 13
Coding region: 92-1852 (586 amino acids)
Biological process (GO): positive regulation of DNA-templated transcription
Cellular component (GO): transcription elongation factor complex
Molecular function (GO): chromatin binding
Source: RefSeq, a predicted model, not a curated record